This is a messenger RNA of Pseudophryne corroboree (corroboree frog), 1943 nucleotides long. It is a transcript of the gene IDO2, whose product is annotated as indoleamine 2,3-dioxygenase 2. Gene Ontology annotation, biological process: 'de novo' NAD+ biosynthetic process from L-tryptophan. Gene Ontology annotation, molecular function: L-tryptophan 2,3-dioxygenase activity; indoleamine 2,3-dioxygenase activity; metal ion binding. The coding region runs from base 90 to 1292 and encodes 400 amino acids. The transcript has 10 exons. Gene Ontology annotation, cellular component: cytoplasm. NCBI's taxonomy places the organism in Eukaryota, Metazoa, Chordata, Amphibia, Anura, Myobatrachidae. The record is from RefSeq and is a predicted model, not a curated record.
UGAGCCUCUCUUAAAAAGGACGGGGUAGUGAGCCGUCACAAGUGCUCAGGACAGAGGGAGUAGAGGAGCUCAGUACCUUAGAGGGGUAAAUGGAAAGCCAAUCACUGGCAGACUGCUACGUCUCCGCGGAAUAUGGAUUCAUACUCCAGGACCCUCUGGACAAACUUCCUGACUAUUACAAGCCCUGGAUGAAUAUUGCAGAACAUUUACCCGACUUGAUUGAAACAAAGAAACUACGAGAUGAAAUUAAGAGGAUGCCAGAGCUGGAUGUACAGAACCUGAGCGGGCACAGACAGAAGCGCCUGGCCCGGGUGAUCCUUAGUCAUAUGGUCAUGGGUUAUGUCUGGCAGAAUGGAGAGACUGGCGGAGAGAAGGUGCUGCCUCGCUCCCUGGCGGUGCCUUAUCACCAGGUAUCACAAGUCCUCGGGCUGCCACCGAUUAUGGUCCAUGCUGACUUUGUGCUGGCGAACUGGAGACGGAAGGACCCAGCAGGGCCUCUGACAAUAGAGAACCUGUCCACCAUCGUCUCUGUCCCAGGAGGUGACAAUCUGCAGGGUUUUGUACUCGUCACACUUCUUGUGGAGGUGGCAGCAAUCCCAGCACUGAAUGGGAUCAUCCAGGCGGUGAGCGCCGUACAACAAGAUGAUAACCAGUCGCUGCUCGCAGCUCUGCAAGGCAUGGAGCAGUCCAUAAACAGGAUGAGUGAUGCUCUGCAGCUGAUGCAUGAUUACGUGGAUUCUGAUGUGUAUUAUAAUACAAUCCGCACUUUCCUGUCUGGAUGGAAGAAUAAUCCAAACAUGCCAGGAGGUCUGAUCUAUGAAGGUGUGUCAGAGGAGCCCCUCUUCUGCUCAGGCGGCAGUGCUGCACAGAGCUCUGUGUAUCAUGCUUUGGAUGAGCUACUGGGAAUUCAGCAUCAGUCAGAGAGCGCCGAUUUUCUCCUGCAGAAUCGCCAGUACAUGCCUCCUGCCCACAGAGGUUUCAUUAAAUGGGUAGAGGGGAUGCCCAGUCUACCCGAGUACGUAAUGAGAUCUGAGGAACCUGCUAUCCUAUCAGCUUUCAAUCAAUGCAUCUCUGCCCUCGCUCAGCACCGCUCCCUCCACAUCCGCAUUGUCUCCAAAUAUGUGAAUGCAGCUGGAAUCCGUGCCAGGAUGAAGAAGAGCCAAGAUGGAAAAGGGGGACAGGAACAGAAGGAGAGGGGCACUGGUGGGUCACAGGUCCUAAGUUUCCUAAAGAAUGUCCGUGACACCUGCAAGGAGGGAAUGCUGAGGCAGAGCACUCCAGGGGACCACUGACAUAAGUGAAUCUCACACUGCUUAUAGUGGCUCACAAAGGGGUAGAUGUAUCAAAACCUUCUAAAGAGGGACAGGUGGAGACGUUGUCCAAAUCAACCAAUCAGCUUCUAGCUAUCAUUUUAUAGAAUGUACGUGGUACCUGACAGCUAGAACCUGAUUGGUAGUUUUGGUCAACUUCUCCAAUUGUUCUCUGGAGAAUGUUGGAUGCAUCGCCCCCAAAGUGUUUUGCAGAUAAGCGCCAAGCCUUUUAACAUUAACUUUUUCUGCAGCUGUAAGUAAUUUCAGAAAUGUGUGCACAGGGCUCACAGCGUCAUACAUAGACUUAUUUAUAGGUAGUGACAAGCAGGUAAUUAGUGCACCCACUGUGUGUCUACUGAUCAAUGCCAGUCACCAGCCUGUGCUCUUCAGAUGAUAUUCCAACUUCAUAGACAUUAUGCACAUUAUGAAGAUAAUCUUUAUUAUUAUUAGAAAUUGUACUGCCCAAGGUUUGGCACUACUGCCAUAUUUAUUAAAGAGUGUUGAAAAUCUCUGUAGGAACUGACAUGAAACUGACUGCAUAUGUGUUCUGGAAAACCUCCACGUGCUUUGACCAUUACACUACCAGUCUUUCAGAGUAAUCAGAGUAACAUAUUAAAUAGUGCAUUUACAGCA